Molecule: messenger RNA, 928 nt
Organism: Chenopodium quinoa (quinoa)
Lineage: Eukaryota; Viridiplantae; Streptophyta; Magnoliopsida; Caryophyllales; Amaranthaceae
Product: mitochondrial pyruvate carrier 3-like
Exons: 5
Coding region: 215-541 (108 amino acids)
Biological process (GO): pyruvate import into mitochondria
Cellular component (GO): mitochondrial inner membrane
Source: RefSeq, a predicted model, not a curated record
ACCAUACUUCAACGAAAUACAAAAGUAUAAGUAAUAAUUUUAAUUUCUAUUAUUUAAAUUAAAGAUUACCUAAGUUUUUGGUGGCCAAACUUUUCAAAUAAUAAAUGCAUAAGCUUUUAGCCACCCUUUCUUGAUUGGAUCCAUUACAAAAUAAUUUUAUAAAAAUACCAAAAAAAAAAAAAAAAUCUGUAAAAUUGCUCUGCACAAGAAAAUCAUGGCGUCUUCGAAAUUUAAGGCCUUUUGGAAUCAUCCAGCCGGUCUCAAAACAAUUCACUUUUGGGCACCAACGUUCAAAUGGGGUCUUAGCAUCGCAAAUGUUGCAGAUUUUACCAAGCCACCCGAGACGAUUUCGUACCCUCAGCAAAUCGUCGUAGCAGCCUCUGGACUUAUUUGGACGCGAUAUGGCAUGGUUAUAACACCGAGAAACUGGAAUUUGUGUAGUGUAAAUUUUGCAAUGUCAAUGACAGGGUUUUGUCAACUAACUAGGAAGAUUGGGUAUGACAUCUCUAAUGAGAGAAAAACAAGUAUUGUAAAGGAAUGAUUGAUACAAAGUUACUAAUCCUUGGUGUAAAGAUCAAAUUCUCUAGUAUACUUCAUUUGAUUCCUGCUCUUGACACUUCGAUCAAAUUCGAAAACUUAACUCAAAAUUUCUAGUUGAUGAUUGUUAUGUUACCAAAUGGAGAAGCACCAUUAGCAUAUAUAUCUAGUUGUAUUUUCGCCAGAGAAUCGGAAACUUUGGAAUUGAUAUGACAGUUUGUUAAGGAAGAUUGUGUAAAGUUGUUACAUGUGUAGUUAUUACAUUACAAUUUACAUAAUUACAUAUCUUCUUCUAAUGUAUGUAAUAGAAUUGUAGAAACUUAUGAUAUGAUAAAUAAUCUCAAUUGCAAAGUUCGUACUAGAAAUAAAUUGAGUAAUUGUUGUCUAUUAA